Haemonchus placei is the source of this 270-nucleotide messenger RNA. Lineage: Eukaryota; Metazoa; Nematoda; Chromadorea; Rhabditida; Trichostrongylidae. The record is from the annotation of a GenBank genome assembly.
AUGGAUAUGGAUGUUGGACCGAAAUCUGAGUUUGAAAAGUUCUCCCACGGUACAAAGGCUCUUAUGGAUGCUGUCGUGAAGGCUACUGGAGCUCGUUACUGUACAAUUUUCGGGGGCGGAGGUACUGCGACUUGCUACAAAAAGUCCAAGGCUGAGGACAAGGUGACCCAUGUUUCAACCGGAGGUGGCGCCAGUCUUGAGCUUCUUGAAGGAAAGGUUCUUCCUGGAGUCGAAACACUCUCUCCACCACCUCAAAUGCUAGAUACCUAG